GUUGUCCAGACCAGCAUUUUCAGACAGGCCUCUGGUAUGAGGCACCCCAUCUCAAUUACCUUUAAACAACACUGAUUUGGCUUUUUGGGAAUCCUGCACAAGUCAUUCUCUCUCCAAGCAAGAGUAAAGCACCAGUCAAUAAAAACAUUUAUUGAUUCAGAACCAACUUUUACAGUGGGAUUGUUUGCAUGUUCUCAUCUGAAGUAAUGGUACAACCAUGAAGAACAAUCUAAGGUGGUUUUGCUCCAUACCCUCACUGAGUGCUUUCCCUUUUCCACCCCAGGAAAGUGCAUUCCCUGCCAUACAUGCACUGUUUAAUCAGUGAAUCAUCUGCCUUCCUUCACAGAUGCCCUCAGAACAUGUCUGAUUGGACAAGUCUGUGGUAUGUCUGGCUGAUCUUGCUGCUGGUGUUCCUGCUCCUGCUCUGCGGGGUCUCAGUGAGCUGUGUCAGGUUCUGCUGCAGGAAGAAAAGGAUCCCAGUGGAGCCCUUCCCUCGGCACCCCUGCGACCUGGCCGUGAUUGGCAUUGACAGUGACAGCACUGCCCACAGCACAGUCACCUCAUACAGCUCAUGGCAGUACCCCCCAAGUGUCCAGAUUCCCUUGGUAUUUGUGGAUAUGGAUAAGAACACUGUGUCCCCUCCAGCUUACAGCCUCUAUGCCAUGGACCUGCCACCUUCCUAUGAUGAAGCUGUUCAAAUGGGAAAGCAAGUGGCACGGACAAACCAGAAACUUGAUGACAUCCCUGAACAGGUGACACCACGUGGGCUGAACUCCAGCCAGUCCCCACCUGACACAAUCAGCAGAGAUCCAGCAACACAGGCAAAUUCAGAAGAUUCAGAAGAUGCCACGAAAGAACAGCCACAAGUCUGACUCAGUUCAGAAGGGGAGAAAAGCAAGGGAAGGACUGUAAGAGUUAAAGAAGACAUGAAGAGUUUGGGUUUCUAAGUAGGUUAUGAUGGAAAGAUAUUUCUUCUCAUGCCCUUGUAAUGAUCUGUCAGAAGAAAUGUUUUCUGUGACUGCUGUAAUCCCCUGGUAAAGCUUCUUCAAGGAUAUGAAAUGAGGUAAAAGGGCAGCAGUUUAAAAGUGGGACAUGAAUGAGUGUUCAUCCUCUGGUAAAAAAGUUGUUCCUUGUGUCCAGCAAUAAAAAAGGUUAGGA
Molecule: messenger RNA, 1158 nt
Organism: Melospiza georgiana
Lineage: Eukaryota; Metazoa; Chordata; Aves; Passeriformes; Passerellidae
Gene: TMEM52
Product: transmembrane protein 52
Exons: 3
Coding region: 306-872 (188 amino acids)
Source: RefSeq, a predicted model, not a curated record